Messenger RNA from Owenia fusiformis, 1045 nucleotides. NCBI's taxonomy places the organism in Eukaryota, Metazoa, Annelida, Polychaeta, Sabellida, Oweniidae. The record is from the annotation of a GenBank genome assembly.
UGUCAAACUUGUUUUUUAAGAGACCAAUGAUUUGUAUAGAAUAUGGAUUUUAUUUCUUUACUAAGGAGCAAUAUUAUAUUGACUAAGAAAAUAAAACCCACAUUAUUUCUCCCGUGAUAAGAUUUUUAUUUACCUAUAUUGAAAUCCACAUGAAAAGGAUCAACAUUUUCAAUAAAAUAUUAUUGUGAUUUUCUAUUGUAGAUACUGAAGACACAUAUCAGCAUAUAUAAUUCCAAACUGAAGUAACCUGAUAUAAUAACUGGAUGCAUACGUGGGGUACACACAAUGAAUUCUACAAUCCUGGUAUUGCUGGUUAGUUGCGUCAUCAUCAGUGUUGAUGCAGCAUUUCAACCUAACCCACAGAGAAAAACUUGGUGGGCAAAGCAAAUAACAGAUGAUUUCUACAUAACAGGUCGUCUUUCAGCUAGACAAAUAAAGUAUGCACAUGAAGAUGGUUUCAAAUCUAUUUUAUCUGUUGUCAACUUUACUGAACCUAAAACAAAUGGAUUAGAAGAGUUCCCAACAACAGCUGAUUGUCAAGAAAUAGCAAAGAAUGCUGGGAUACGUUAUGAGGUUGUGGUUCCCCCAUCUGGAAAUUGGAAACAGGAUCUAGAGUUUGUUGGUCAAUUUACAGUUUUAGCUGACUCACUACCCAAACCAAUAUUGGUUCAUUGUGAAAUAACCAUUGCUGCCAUGUUUGCAUUGAUGAACUACUUUGCAAAUAAGUACAGGAAUGAUACAAGUUUUUCUCCAAAGGUUGAUGCAAAAAGCUUCUUUGAGAUAGGUUCAUUGCAUGGAAUGAACUUUAAUGAUACGGAAAUGAAGGAAACUAUCUCUAUGGUAACUGGUGAGAAGAUUAUUGGAAGUGUGGCUGUUCCAGGUAUUCCCAUGGGGUGGGAGUGGUCAUGGAAUUGGCAAAUUAAGCCAGUAUACAAGGACAUCUUCAUCGCUGGUCAGAUUUAUUCUACAAGUCUAUCAACAUUGAAUAACACUGGCUUCAAAUCAUUGAUAAACAACCGGAGAGGAGUUGCUUUUGGGCGUCAUG